Ricinus communis (castor bean) is the source of this 1208-nucleotide messenger RNA. RefSeq lists its product as uncharacterized. Gene Ontology annotation, biological process: root development; shoot system development. The transcript has a single exon. The record is from RefSeq and is a predicted model, not a curated record. The coding region runs from base 273 to 1151 and encodes 292 amino acids. Lineage: Eukaryota; Viridiplantae; Streptophyta; Magnoliopsida; Malpighiales; Euphorbiaceae.
AAAUCUGCCGACCCUUUUAUUUUAUUUAUAUAGGCAGCUUACUACAAACAACAAUAGCAUCUCUUCUAUUAAUACCGCCCGUGCGCUGCAAUUAUUAUGGCAAUAACAUAAUGUAGUGAUGAGUCGGAGAAAUGGUAGGCAAGGGACAAUGUGUAGAUACUGCAGAGAUUGUGUUAGAUCCCAAUUGAUGUAGUAAAAUCAUGCAGCCAUGAGAUUGAUAUAAAUCCAGCAGAUGCAAAAGGAAGGAAGGCAAAUCACAAGCUCGAACAAAAAUGGCUUCAACCUUGUUCCAAGCUCGCUCUGACAGUCUGCCUUCGAGACCACACCCUCUUAUGUCUCAGUUGGACGAUCAUAUCUGCAGAUUAAGGGCUUGUGGAGUAACUUCUACAUCUUCAACUUCAAUAACCCACAAGCUAAGCGGCCUUCAAGAUUUGCAUGACAGCAUAGACAAGUUGCUUCUUUUGCCUCUAACUCAGCAAGUGUUAGCGCAUCAGAACAAUCGGAAAUGGGUUGAUGAGUUGCUUGAUGGAUCCUUAAGAGUUCUUGAUGUUUGCAACGCUGCCAAGGAUGCAUUAUUGCAAACUAAGGAGUACACUCUUGAACUUCAAUCAACUAUCCGCAGAAGACAAGGAAGCUGCGAAAAUGUUCUCGCAACUGAGGUCAGAAAAUAUAUAACUUCUAGGAAGAUGGCAAAGAAAGCAAUCCAAAAGGCCAUGAAUGAUUUGAAGGGUUUAGAGAACAAAUAUUCAGUUUCUUGUAUUGGAAGUGGAAACGAAAUUGCAACCUUUGUCAGCAUGUUAAGAGAGGUUGAAGCAAUUACUCUUUCCGUAUUGAAAACCUUCAUGUCCUUCAUCUCUGGGAGCAAGGCGCAAUCCAAGCCAAGCAACUGGUCAGUAGUUUCAAAGCUUAUGAUCCGCAAAAGAGUAGCAUUUGACGAAGAAGAAACUAAAGUGAAUGAAUUCGCUACGGUGGAUGCUGCACUUGAAUCUUUCCUGGGAUGCAAGAUAACAUCUAAAUAUGAUAAUAUGGAGACUCUGCAAAACCAUCUCAAGAACUUGGAAGUAUGCAUUCAAGAUCUUGAAGAAGGAACUCAUAGCCUCUUCAGGAGAAUGAUCAAAACUAGAGUCUCCCUUCUCAACAUUUUCAAUUAGUAAUUAUCAUAGAGAUAAGAGUUUUUUCAGUUGUAGUUGUAAGAAAAUAUUCUUGUA